Messenger RNA from Diaporthe amygdali, 2073 nucleotides. RefSeq lists its product as uncharacterized. Gene Ontology annotation, biological process: positive regulation of transcription by RNA polymerase II. Gene Ontology annotation, cellular component: nucleus. The record is from RefSeq and is a predicted model, not a curated record. Gene Ontology annotation, molecular function: zinc ion binding; DNA-binding transcription factor activity, RNA polymerase II-specific; transcription cis-regulatory region binding. The coding region runs from base 1 to 2073 and encodes 690 amino acids. The transcript has 4 exons. Lineage: Eukaryota; Fungi; Ascomycota; Sordariomycetes; Diaporthales; Diaporthaceae.
AUGGAUAUGGCUGUCGGGCACUCCCAUGACGACGGCGCAUGUCCGUCUACCGCAGACUCGGCGACUGCCCGGCCCGUGUCGCAAUCAGAGUCCUCCUCCGUUGCAGAUUCAUGGAGCAUGAUCUACGGCGAGAACGCCGAAGAUGUUAACGUGACGCAUGUCAUAGGUGAGCAAGACAUGCACUGGGAGCAUGGGUCGGAUGAGGGUAUCGCAGUUCCCAAGGUCGAGCCUAUAGACGAGGACAUGCGGCUCGACGAAAUCAAGGAGGCGCCACCCACCCCUGUCCCAAGCAACACCAGUCCGACAUCAGCUCAGCCAAAAGCCAAGCGACCGCGUGGAAGGCCACGCAAACACCCACUCACCCCAGUUGUCUCCACCAACAAGAUCACCAAAGGGCGUUCCAAGACUGGUUGUCUCACUUGCAGGAAACGCAAGAAGAAGUGCGACGAGGCAAAACCCAGAUGCAUGAACUGUGAGAAAAAUGCUGUUGUCUGCGAGGGCUACCCCGAGAAGCAGAUAUGGAAAAGCGGAAAGGAGAAGGCUGCGGAAGGUGGCUUGAGCCUUGCCCAACCUCUGCCAGUGAUAACCAUGCAACCAAUAUUCCAUGGGCUUGAGAACGCAGAGGAUAUGAUUUUCUGGAAGCACUACCACGCUCAUCUGAGCACGGUUCUGACAGUGGAGGGCGAGCACAAGAACGCAUUCAAAGAUCUGCUCAUUCCAAUAGCCACUAAACACCGCGGCCUUAUGCACUCCAUCCUCGCCCUGUCAAGCAAGCACCUUGACUUCGAGACGCCAUACGGAGCCAAAAUCCUUGCUGACAACCCAAACACCAGUCUGGACGCCCUUCAACAGCGGUCUGACUACCACCACGAGAAAGCCAUGGAGAAGUUCUAUGAGGAUCUCGCGCGGUCAAGUUUGAAUUCGGACAGAGAAGACACCGAGUACUCGACAAUAUUAUCUGCUCGGUACGGCCAGAUGCUGUGUUUGCUUCUAGAGGCUCUUGCCGAGGGCAACCCCCGUGGUGAGCACAGGGUCCAUCUCGGAGGAUAUCAGCGUCUGAUCCAGCAUUCACCGCCCGAGGACCCGGCAUUUUUGAGCUUUAUCAUGGAGUUCUUCCAGUAUCACAUCUUCGCCGACGAGCUUGUCCGCUACCCAGACAUGCACACUCCACGACUGGCCUCAGAAGACUGGACGCCCAGCGUUUCCAUUCAUCCACCCCGGCUGUUAGGUGUUGCCGAUGGCCUUUUCAACUACCUAUGUCAAAUCACAUCGCUCAGGAACACCAUCAGGGCCAACAUGGCUGCUGGGGUAGAUCCAGCUGUCGAUUACACGGGUCUGUACCGAGCCGCCGAGAUCGACGCAGCGAUCCGCGACUGGACACCGUCGUGGCCUCCAGGUGACAGUCGAGACCGGGUAGGCCUUCUUUACAAACAGAUGAUGUGGGUUUACCUGUUCCGGACGAUAUACCCACCAUCGACUGUGUCCCCGACGCCUUCGUCGUCCUUGCCCCUGCUGCACAAUUCGUCUGUUCUCAUCGGUUCAACAAACACUCCUCCAAGAUCUGCAAACAACAGCUGCGCCUCGUCGCCAUCAAUAAGGCCGCGCACCUCCGCCUCGAACAUGCCACAUCAACCCAUCCGCCGGCACACCAUCGCCAACUACACCCUUUCUCAAGCGCCACCUCCGAUCAAGCACCACCAGCACACCUCCAGCAUGGAGUGUCACCAAUAUGUCGCCGAGUCCCCGCCGCCAGUCCGCCAGCCACCCAACUACGAUCCCCGUAUUACCCUCGCUGUCAACGAGUCCCUCAGCAUUCUCGAGACUUUCAAGCCAAGCGAUCCUUCUCAGAAACUUCUGCUGAUCCCAUGUCUUGUGAUCGGUACAGCUUGUUUCGCGCCUGAGCAGCAAGAGAGGAUACGGACGGCGGUGAGGACAGUGAAGGGAUACACGGGCUUGCGCAACACGGAGAGGGUCACCGAGCUACUCGAAGAAGUCUGGCGGUGCAUGGAGCGUGGCGAGUGGACUCCGAUUCGAGUCGAGAGGUCCAUGUCGAGCGAAUCAGCUUCAUCCUAA